ACGUUCUUUAUUACUUGGAUCCCCUAUAAAUAAGACUACCCACAUCUAAGUAACAAACCACAAUCCCUAAAUUAGAAACUUAACAAUCUCUAAAAAUAAUUUACUCGAAUUCCAAGUUUGAUAAUUAUGGGUUCACUAUUAGAAACUAAGAUGCAAAAACAACAUGUUGUAUGUAUCCCAUAUCCAGCACAAGGUCACAUAAAUCCCAUGCUACAAUUAGCCAAACUUCUUCAUUUUAAAGGCUUUCAUAUCACCCUUGUUAAUACGGAGUACAACCAUAGUCGUCUUAUCCGAACCCGUGGGGCUUCUUCGGUCGCUAACCGCCCGUCUUUCCGGUUUGAAACCAUACCCGACGGGUUGCCACCGGGUGAUAACGUGGACUCCACUCAGGACGUCCCGUCUCUUUGUGUUUCUGUUGAGAAGAAUUGUCUUGGCCCGUUUAAGGAUAUCCUCGCCCGUCUUAAUGAGACGGGCGGGGAUAUACCACCCGUAAGUUGUGUGGUUUCGGAUGGUGCUAUGUUUUUUACAAUUGAUGCGGCUAAAGAGUUGGGCGUUCCUAUUGUGUUGCUUUGGACUGCUAGUGUGUGUGGUUUCUUGGGUUAUUCUCAGUACCACAAGAUUGUGGAAUUGGGUAUUGCCCCUUUUAAAGAUGAAAGUUUCUCUACAAACGGCGACCUUGAAACAGUUCUAAAUUGGAUCCCUGGCAUGAAGGGAAUUCGACUCCGAGACUUGCCUAGUUUCAUUAGAACAACAGAUCCUAACGAACUCAUGCUCAAUUAUGUCCAACGAUUAAUCCAUAACUUGAAAAGAGCUGACGCCAUCAUCUUUAACUCCUUUGAUACAUUGGAGCAAGAUGUCCUACAAUCUUUCCCUUCCGAUUUCCCUCCUCUUUACGCGCUCGGUCCCUUCCAACUCCUCCUCGAUUCUUCAGAGGCGAUCUGUAACGAGGAACUUAAGUCGAUCCGUACAAGUCUAUGGAAAGAAGAUCCACAUUGCAUAGAAUGGCUCGAUUCCUAUGAGCCCGACUCUGUUGUUUAUGUUAACUUUGGGAGCAUUACAGUUAUGACUAAUGAUCAAUUGAUAGAAUUUGCAUGGGGACUUGCUAAUAGCAAACAACCCUUCCUUUGGAUCACCCGACCCGAUUUAGUCACUGGGGAUUCAGCUGUUCUGCCACCAGAGUUUUUGGAAGAGACGAAAGACAGAGGACUUAUUACUAGCUGGUGUGAUCAAGAGAAAGUCCUGAAACACCCUUCUAUUAGAGGGUUUUUGACUCAUUGUGGUUGGAACUCGACGAUUCAGAGUUUAAUCAAUGGGGUACCUAUGAUUUGUUGGCCUUUCUUCGCGGAGCAACAAACUAAUUGUUGGUUUUCUUGUACUAAGUGGGGUGUGGGAAUGGAGAUUGAUACAAAUGUGAAGAGGAGUGAAGUCGAGGGUCAAGUGAGAGAGUUAAUGGCGGGAGAAAAAGGGAAGAAGAUGAAGAGAAAUGCUAUGGAGUGGAGAAGGUUAGCUCGUGAGGCUGUUGCUGCUCCAAAAGGGUCCUCUUACAACAAUUUUGACAAGGUUAUAAAAGUUCUUGGGUCUGUUAAAUCUAGUUAAGUUCUCUGACGAAAGUGAUCUACAUGCUUAUAUAUACCUUUUCAAAUUCGCUUUCCCUUGCAAGUUUGUGAUAAUUAAUUUUUUAUUACCUAUUUUGGGUUAUUGCUUUGUUUAGGAAUAUUUGUCAAAAAGUACCUAAUAAAGAAAAUUUUAUUGUUAA
Molecule: messenger RNA, 1756 nt
Organism: Spinacia oleracea (spinach)
Lineage: Eukaryota; Viridiplantae; Streptophyta; Magnoliopsida; Caryophyllales; Amaranthaceae
Product: 7-deoxyloganetin glucosyltransferase
Exons: 2
Coding region: 127-1596 (489 amino acids)
Molecular function (GO): quercetin 3-O-glucosyltransferase activity; quercetin 7-O-glucosyltransferase activity
Source: RefSeq, a predicted model, not a curated record